CUGGCUCUUCCACAGAUCAAGGCAGGUACCGGAGGACAAGGUCGACCAUCACUGGCUCUGCCAGGCUGUGGGAGAGGAUCACUGCAACCCCCUCAGAUGUGGCCACGCCCUCGCCAUGGACGACUUUGACUACAGCGUUCAGAUCUCGGAGCGUGACUGGGACGCCUUCUUCCAGGAGUGCGAGGAAUGCGACCUGCUGCCCCCCGCGCUGGCAGGCCUGGACGACUCGGGCACGAGCGACGCUGACGACGGCUCGGCCUCCCUCCCGCUCGGCGCCGAGGAGAGGGACUCCCCGGACGCCGACUACCCCGUCGACGAGCCCCCAGAAUGCACCGGGCUGCCCGUGGAACGAUACCUCGGCGCGUGUCACAUACCUGGGCCCGAGGACCUUCUCUCCUGCAGCGAGGAGGAUACCCACCUGGAGUCCAUUAACAAGUUCUUCGAGAGGCUGAAGGGCAUGGAAGGGGGAGGAAGCCCUCGCGCAGAAGCUAGGCCCAAGGAGACAUGUGCCCCUGGGGACCCUGCCAAGGUGCCUGCCAAUUUGGCGCUGGUCCCUCAGGCAAAGGCCCAGAGUGACAAUUUGGCUGUUAGUUUUAGCCCAGCAGCUAAAGAGGACAAAGUAGGUGGCACCAUUUCAGCAGGGAGAGGAUACAAAGCUCUUGACGGAGCUGGAAGGGCAAUAGACACCGAAUCAGAGGAGGAUGAUGUGUUCAGAUCAGCGGAGGCAGCUGUUGAACUGCACAUCAGGGAGGAGGACUGGACUGAGGAUGAGGCUGAGGAGUGGCAGAAGGAGAAGAAAGGUUACCUCUCAAAAGACAAAUUACUGAAGGCCACACUUUCAUGCUCCACAUCCAGCAAGGAAGAAUGUGGACUGAGAAAGCAUACUGAGAAAGAAUUUCAGCCUUCAAGACUCAAUGACAUGGGUGGCACGGAGGACAAGGCCAGAGAGGGGGAAAUGAAAAGUCAGGAACUUAUGAAGGAGGACACUUCGCUGUAUGGUCACCAAGUGGAAUUACAAACUGAUCCAGCAGUGCUGCUCGGCACGGGAAGGGCUGCUGGAGCAGAGAGAAAGGAAUUCAAAUCAGCCAAUGAACACAGGUUUAUGUCUGUGGAUGUUGGGCAGGGUGGCUCCAGAGAACAUUUUUCCCCUUCAGUGAAGAGAAAGAGAAGGCGAAUUUGGAGGGGAGACCCUCUUUUAGCAGGACUGGGCUUUGACGGCGUCAGUGGAAGAACUGAAAGCAAAAAGCAAGCGGAAAGAUUUGAACAGGAAGCAACAGGGCAGGGAGAGGCUGUGUCGGGGCAUGACAGUGAAGCUUGUAUGGAUGAGGCAGGGAGAAAACAUAAGAGUCUCUCUGCGCACCAAAUUACUCAAAGUUCUGGGAGAGUGCCCACAAGUAGUGAGCUUCUUUCAGAGAUAAACAGCGUUAAGGAAUCUGGUGUUGACUCACACACGGCUGUACGCAAUCAUGACUCUAAAGAGUCAGUCACAAGGCUUGUGACUAACUCUAGCAGAGAGAGCAUUCCAAAGUUUCCAUUUCAGCAACAGCAUGGACUUGGGAAUGACUUUCAGAAUCAUUCACAGCAAAUUUGCAUACCUGCAAGCGAUACAGAAACAUCCAACCUGACGUCAUGUAACCAGAGUCCUGAGAGUUUACAGUCAGGAGGUAUCAUGACCCAACAUGAUCCAAUAUCACCGCAAAGUGCUGAGUUAUCUGUACCUGAUAACUCCUCCCAAUUUCCGCUCAAUGAGCUUUCAAUGAGAUUUCAUAUUCCAGAGGAAAGUUCCACAUAUCAGAAGCCACUGAAAUAUAAAUCAACUUUGCAGAUGAAUUCACCAGCGGAUGACAAAGCAAUUUGUCAACUCAACAAUAUCUUGUUGGAGGUAUCCAGUUCAACUGAAUCAACGGAAUGUCAUCAGCCAUUUGUCAGUGAUAUGAGUGGUUCAGAAGAUUCUAGGAAAAGGAACAUUCCAGAACUUGAGCAUGCAGUAACACUUGGGCAAAAUUUACCAACAUUCUCACAAGAGACAAAUAGGAAUGUCAUCAGAAGUCUAGAGAUCUCACCAUCCAAAGAGUUCAGACAGAUGGCCAAUACAGACAAUCCAUCAGUACCUCCAGAGCCAUCACUUUCUUUAAACAACAUUAGUGAUCAUGAGCUCAGUUCAUGUGAGGAAAUAGACCCAACGCAUAUACAGUGUCAAAUAUCUGAAGAAAUAACCCCCCCCCCAGAAUAUCAGGAAGUGGAAGAGUCAAACGAUGUGCCAAUUUCUAAUGAACCAACCCAUCAUGCUAAAACAAACAUAAGAAACAUCAACCCCAAUACCAGCUGUUCUGCUCCAGAAAAUGAAGAGCUCUCAACUGUCACCAGUGAUGAAGCACUACUGUUUCAAGAACGACAACUAGCAGACACACAAAUACUGGUUCACUCAGACCUUGUACCAGCACCAGUACUACUGGAUACUUACAAUGAUGCCAUUGGUUUGAACACAGAUUUAACCGAAUGCCCUGUUGCAAGUGAUAGCAAUGGAAAUUCAGUUAGGUCUACUACUCUACUACUAGAUGAUUCUGAAGGUGACAAAGGUUGCCAAACAGAUGACUGGCUGCCAGAAAAAGGUGGAAACUUGCCAGAGACCAGCACUGUGGAGUGUGUAAAGAAGUCACAGCAGGCCUCAAAUGACGUGUCAGCAGUUAAUGAAGUAGAGGUAGCGUUGGAGCCUGAAGUACAGAACAAUUUAUCCAUAGUUACCCCUGUGCAUCACACCUCUGAAGACAGAAAGCAAGCAGAGGGCAGUGGAGAAUCUGAGCUCUCUCUUCAACUGGAGUCAACAGCGAGUGCCAAAUCACUGGAGACCAAGGAGCUGAACAAUGCAGUGGAGGCCAAGCGGCCAGUUCGCACCAUGUCCGCCUUUUGGAAAGAAAUGGAAAAGCUGACUAUUAACGAUAUAUUAUGUCUGAGGUCAGCUAGCAGUUCCCCCGGGGGGCUGCCACGGGACACUGCCCUGAUGGACACCUCAGAGGCUGGAGACUCUGGCUACGCAUCCCAUUUGGAGGACACCAAGCUUGACCGGUCAAGUGCGGACGUGUCUGCCAUUUCAGAUUUUGAGGAAGAAUGUUCACUAUCCCACAGUGGCAUUGUAAAAUCCAGUCUGGAGCCAAAGGACACAAAAAAGCAAGGUGAAAGGUCAUUGGGAUCAUCAAACUCCAGGGGGGUAUUGUGGGAAAGCAAGUCAUACUCCGCUGGCCCAGGAAUGGACAAUGACGCAAAUGAGACGUCGAUUCUGUGCUCUGGAGAUUCCAUUAGCCCACCUUUCCUUUCAGACAAGUCCCAACAUGGGACAACAUUCAGAAGGAUGUGCAAGAAUAUAAGCAUACAGAACCUACGAGCUCUGGAGGCCAAACCACGCGCCUCCCUGCUGACCACUGCUGCAGAGAAGGAAGAGCUCCAGGAGUCCAGCGGCACCUUUCAAAGGCAUGAUGGUGGCAGUUCUGUUCCUCUGGAAAGCAGUGAUAGAACUGAUAUGAAAACCUCAGCUGCAUCUUCUCUCUUGGAAGAUGAGGCAACAGAGGGCUUUGGCACCUCUUUCCGUGAAAUCUUUGCGUAUUUCUUUGGGGCCGGUAAGACUGGGGUCGGUCAGGCGGACACGGCACCAACAGAGGAGCCCGCAGGUGAUGGCGGUUCAGUGCCUGAGAUGUACGACCACUUCUUUUCAGAGUUCGAGACAGAUUUUUUCUUUCCCUUCAUCCAGGAAACAGAUAGCGGGCAGAACGAGCCAAUUCUCACUACUUCUGGCUCCUCCCACAGAAACCUCCAGUUCCCUGAGGCGUAUGAUUACUUCUUCCCUGACAGUUCUUCCAGUGAUUCUGACAGUGACGACGAUCGGAAGCCAGUCAGAGUGGUUUCACGCUUGGACGAGAGUCCCGGCGAGCCCUCGGGCACUGGAGCGGCUCCGGACAUGUACGAACACUUCUUCACGGGCAGCGACUGGAGGGAGAGUCUCUUCUGGAGGAACCCCCUCUCCCUGAGACGAAUGCGCCUCACGGCCGUGAGCGGCUCCAGAGAAGGGCCCACGUCCUGCGUGGUGGUGACCGCAGACCCGCUGGCGAGAUCGGUCUUCAGCACCUUCUACACGGACCGUGCUGUGGACGUCCACGGAGCGGUCGGCCCCCAGACACCCCUGUACUGCCUGGAGGAGCGGAUCUUUAGAGACCUGGCUGAGAAGCAGAGACGAUAUGCUGACCUUCAGACAGCCAUCGCUGUACCAAACUCCCCCCUCUUGGCCCUUAAGCAGUCGGACAUGUGUUUGAUCUGUAUUGCUUUUGCUUCUUGGGUGUUGAAGACAGCCAACCCUCAAGAUUCAGACACCUGGAAAGCAGCUCUGUUGGCAAACAUAAGUGCGCUCUCUGCCAUCCGAUACAUCCGGAGAUACAUCAGAGCACGAGAAGAACCGGGGAAUGAAGCGGGACUGUGACAUCUGCGGUUCAGCGCCACCUACAGGCCGGACUACACGGACCAGCAAGUCUUUCUGCAUUAUUCUGCUUCUUCCUGAGCGAGCCAGAAAACAAAUCACAUUCAUCUGGUGAUGAAUGGAUCUGUUGAUGCACCUAUCCUAGCAGGAAAGGAAAUGGCUGUUGUGUAUUGUGUGUGAGAAUACAUGCCCUCUAAUCAGCUGUUGAAAUGCUUGUUGUUUGUUUUUUUCACCUCACCCUGUACUUUGCCAGAUUGCUUCCAUGCCACAGAUGAUGCUUUUGUGGCUGAUGGUAGACGAAAGAACAUUUUAUGUUUUGCAACAUUUUUGACAAAUGUUUUGAUCUUAUUACUUUCAUUGGAGGGUUGCCGGUUCGAUCCCCCGCCCUGGGUGCAUCGAAGUGUCCGUGAGCAAGACACCUAACCCCCACGAGUUGGCUGGAACCUUGUGUGGCAGCCAGUCACUGUGUGUGUGUGUGUGUGUGUGUGUGUGUGUGUGUGUGUGUGUGUGUGUGUGUGUGUGUGUGUGUGUGGAAUCAAUUGUAAUGCGCUUUGGAUAAAAGCGCUAUAUAAAAAUGCAGUCCAUUUACCAUUUGAUACUUAUGUGACCAAAAACGUCAAAUUGUUCUAAAAGUUGUUUCAUGCUCAAAUGUUCUAUAGAAUGUUAUAGAGUAUAUACAGUAUAUUUUUGUAUUAAAAAAGAACACCUAUGUGUGUCGAAAAUUGAGAAGUUGAAUUUGAGAAAACAUUAGAAAAGAGUAAUAAUGUUUCAAAGGGUAAUAACGGGAGUAUUGUGCAGUACAAAUGGAAAAAAAAUUGCCAGUUGAGGCAAAUUGGCAGCAACCAUUAUAAUGGUUUGUAUUGUAGCAUUUAGCUACUGUGCCAAUCAAGAGCAGGCUGCAAAUGUGUUCAUAAAUUGUGUUUCAGAGAAAGAGACAUUGGGAUGCAGUUGAAUAUAUGAUGGAUAUUGAAGAGAUACAGAUAGGUGUCAUUUUACACAAAUAAAGAUAGUUUUAGGAGGGCAAAUAAUUUGAAUGGAAAUGCGGUAAUAAUUCAUUAAAACAAUGAAUGAACACUGAAUUUACAAUUAUUAAAUGGCCACUUAUGUUUUCUUAUUUGUAAAUUAUCCUGUAUAAGUCAUAUGUUAAUGCUUUCUGAAUUCAGUUUCAGAAAGUUUGUGGGCAACGGACUGCCUUUUUUGACUAAUAAUUUCAUAGAUUUGCCUGUGUGGAGCACUGUGUUAUACAAGCUCUUCUCUUGUUGUAAUGUUUUAUUUUCAUGUGUGAGUAAUAAAAUCAAAUUAUGUGCAUU
Molecule: messenger RNA, 5775 nt
Organism: Conger conger (European conger)
Lineage: Eukaryota; Metazoa; Chordata; Actinopteri; Anguilliformes; Congridae
Exons: 4
Coding region: 116-4468 (1450 amino acids)
Biological process (GO): regulation of DNA-templated transcription; response to muscle activity
Cellular component (GO): nucleus; cytoplasm
Source: RefSeq, a predicted model, not a curated record